This is a messenger RNA of Mustela lutreola (European mink), 665 nucleotides long. RefSeq names its product MICOS complex subunit MIC26-like. Gene Ontology annotation, cellular component: MICOS complex. Gene Ontology annotation, biological process: cristae formation. The transcript has a single exon. Lineage: Eukaryota; Metazoa; Chordata; Mammalia; Carnivora; Mustelidae. The record is from RefSeq and is a predicted model, not a curated record. The coding region runs from base 1 to 645 and encodes 214 amino acids.
AUGGAACUUCUGGUCACCCCACCGAGGCACCUCUGCCAGCAACAUGUUCAACGUAAUUCAGAGGACUUCAAAGUCUAUGUGUCACCUAAAAAGGAUUCACCUCACAAAGCUUCUGUGAAAUUUAAUGAGCUUUCAUUCUGCUCCAUUCCUGAGGGUCAGUCUAAAUAUGUGGAAGAGCCAAGGACCCCACUUGAAGAAAGCAUUUCACAUCUCCGACAUUAUUGUGAGCCGUAUACAAGUUGGUGUCAGGAAAUGUACUCACAAACUAAGCCCAAGAUGCAGAGCUUGGUUCAAUGGGGAUUAGGCAGCUAUGAAUAUCUCCAAAAUACACCUUCUGGAUUUUUUCCAAGACUUGGUGUUAUCAGUUUUCCUGGCAUUGUUGGACUUCUUUUGUCUAGAGGCUCAAAAAUAAAGAAGCUGGUAUAUCCACCUGACUUCAUGGGACUUGCUGCCUCUCUUUAUUAUCCACAACAAGCCAUCGUAUUUGUUCAGGUCAGUGGGGAGAAAUUAUAUGACUGGGAUUUACAAGGAUACAUAGUCAUAGAAGAUUUGUGGAAGGAGGACUUUCAAAAGCCAGAAAAUGUGAAGAAUUCAUCUGGGAAUAAAUACAAUACUCCAUGCUCUGCCCAUUUUAAUCAGUUAUAGGUAAACAUUGGAAACUCCAU